GCUAUAGCUAUACAAACCUGACAGCAGCAGACGACAAGAAACACAGAGGAGGCAGAAUUGUCCAAAGUACCAUACAUACUUGAUGAUAGUGAACUGUCAAUCAAAAGAAAGCAGUUUUGGAAUAUAAAUAUUAUUUACAAAUAAUUUCUUUAAUAGAUAUGAUAGAGAAUCUCGCAGCAAAAUUAUGUUUACUUCUGUCGGAAAGUGCCAAUGCAGCCGAACAAUGGAAGCUACUGGGACAGGAGGAUGGUUCGAUACUCAUUGGUUGGGUAGAAGAAUCGGAAAAGAACACUGUACAUACAUUGUGUACUGUACUCGGUCGUUACGACCAGAUUAACAAUAAAUUACAGAUAUUACACCGUUUUCCGGAGGUAUUGAAUAUUGUUCAAGCUACAGUCAACCAAAGUCAUAGUUUAUUAGGAUAUGUUACAAAACAAAAGGAUUACUCGGAGACAGCACAUUCCUGUGAAAAUCACUGUUCAGACAACAUAAAUGCAACUGAUGAACAUUACAGAGAAUUAUACAGAGUGUUUAUUGUUGAAUUGAUGACUGAUAAUGCCAAAAUACAUAAUCUAGAGAUAGAGAGGUCUAAACAAGUGAGGAUACAAUUUCUGUAUAGAGAGAAAGAACAACCUGAUGUAGACAAGUUUUUAGUGCUAAUACAUCACGAAUGUGUCAUGAUAUAUACUGUUCAAUUCGAUACAUCUGUAAGUGAAUUAAAACCAAUAAAAGAAUUAAAAUCUGAAAUUCUUGUAAAAACAUUCAUAUGGGCGCAAUGGGACAUGAUUAAUCAAGUUCUUUAUCAUAUACAUCAUCGACGAAUACCUGCGAGUGUAGUUACCGAGAAUGACGAUGAAAAUAAUUCUAAAUCUUCGAAACCUACACUUAGUGGUCUUCAAUUUCAUGAUGAUUUGCCCCAUGAGACAGUGCUGAAUAUCCCAUUAAAUUUACCACUACUGUCACCGUCCUCUAAUUGCGGCACUUAUGAGGACGACGUAAUACCUCUACGAGUUCACGAUUGUUCCCUAGAUCUCAUAGUAGUGUCGGACACCAAGGGGAUGGUCUGCGUUUGUCAUUACUACCUCUAUCGGCCUGUCCAGCCGCCGCAGCAUGUACUUAACUCCUUGAACGAAUCCAACACGGUGCACUUCGCAUACUCGGUGACGCUGCUGCAUCACAGCUGCGUGAUCCAUUGCGUUAUACCGGGUAUAACGUGGUCGCGCGCCAAGCUGAUGAGACCAACGUUCGCAAUUUAUGAGAGUCAUCAUAUGAUAGUGUUCGUACCGGGACUGUUUACCCAUCUUCUUGAGAUCGGUGUAAAUCACGAGCCAUGCUGCCACAUACUAUGCGGCCCACCGCCGUCGAUUCCGUCUCGCGUUUCCUACCUGGUACCAUUAUUGGAUUUGGAAAAUAUCAACAAAGGAACGAGAAAGAAUUCCUAUAGUUCAGACAGCAAAACCAUCGGUUGUUCGGAUGGGAACAGUUCGCUUACGAAUUUCAGCAGUAUACUGACGAUAGACUUGCCUACUUUGGAUCUCGUGCCGUUGACGAUUCCUCCGGACUUUCUCGUUGAAGUCUUUCGCAAAGAGAUCUCGGUCGAAAUUCGCUUGGGAAUACUCCAUUAUUUUCUCUGUCAUAAGAAUGACAUGGAAGUCAUCGCGGAAUUAAUGUCUAUCGUGGCGGAAAAACCACGCUCACUGGACAUCACGCGCUUCAUGCAAGAGAUUCUUAUAGGUGGUUCUUACGCAUUAGUGCAAAAGAAUCUCCUCGCGGAUACCAUUCCGUUGCUUUCUCUAUUACCCGUCACCACGAUCGGAGAUUACAUGACGGUCGACAUUAAAAUGAAUGAUUUGGAUAUCACGCUGAGCCACGAGAAACUCUGGAAUACAUCGGUGAUGUUGCUCUCGCCGCAGCAAAGACUUGUUCCCUAUCGUAGCGAUCUAUGGACUAGACUGUGGGAUCAAUUGAGUAAAAAUGGUGGCGAUAAAUUAAGAUUCAAACCUAGCCAUAUCGCGGAGAAGUUAUUAGUCUCCUUAGCUUGUUAUCAACCAGAAGCAUUAUCCAGAUGCAGCACUCCAAUGUCCCCAAGCGGAGGAUUUGUUGCAGUACCGCUUGGAGACUUUAUGGGUAAUCGGAACAUCAAAUUGGAUUCAGGUUUACCAUUUAAUGAGACUGAAAGUUGCACCGCUUCGAAGCAGGAACAUAUCGUCUCCGUAAACUUACGUGAACUCUCCAUGUAUCUUCUGAAAAAUGGGACGCGCACAUCAACUAUGCACCCGCGAGGCUCUUGCACCCCGUUACACGUUCAUGCCAUGGCUACGAGAUACGUGGCUGCGCAAUUGGAAGCUUCGCGUAUAUUAUGUCAAAUACUUUGCAAGGCGGCCGGCGUUGAUCCUAGAAUCGAACAAGAACGUGGCUUUAAUCUUGUAGAUCAAUUGGAUGAGGCAAGACGAUGGUUACUGUUUAUGCUCUUGCAACGAUACAGACAUGCAGUAGAGAACAUCGCAUUCCCAGUGCCACAAGGAUUCGCAUCGUUUUUUACUUAUCUUGGCUACCGCACUCUCAAGUACUCGAUGUUUCUGCAAUAUGUCGAACGUUCGGUGUUUGAACUCCAAGUUGAUGUUACCAAGAUUAUUUUAGCUGAUAUCAGUGAUACAAAAGAGAAUGUUAUUCAGAAAUUGAAGUUGUUAUCCUUUUUGCCAAGAUCUCGUGCAAAGAGGCUCUUGAAUCAAUGGCUGCAUCCAGUUAGCUUAAUGCUCCGAGCCAGAGAACACGCCGCUAAUAUUUUGUGCGGUGAAGUAUCUCAGAGUCGAACUGGAAGUCGAACUUUACAACAUCGUAAUCAUCAUAACAGUUUGGCAGCAUUUCCUUCUGCAGAUCGUUUAUCACCAUUGGAUACCUUUUUGGAUUUACUUACUGCAAAAGCUAGUCUUACGGAAUUGGAUUUUGGAUUAUUGAUAGAAGCAACAGUAACAUCUACGGAGGACUUUCUCUAAUGGAAAUCAAGUUUAGUUAUAAUUAAAAAAUAUUAAGUGCAACAAUUAAUUUAACGAUCACUAAAUGAUCAAUUAAAUAAUACUUUAAACUUUUGAGAUUCAGAAAUCU
Messenger RNA from Nylanderia fulva, 3105 nucleotides. RefSeq names its product gamma-secretase activating protein pigeon (gene pigeon). Gene Ontology annotation, cellular component: trans-Golgi network. The record is from RefSeq and is a predicted model, not a curated record. Lineage: Eukaryota; Metazoa; Arthropoda; Insecta; Hymenoptera; Formicidae. Gene Ontology annotation, biological process: positive regulation of amyloid-beta formation.